Quercus robur (English oak) is the source of this 3013-nucleotide messenger RNA. RefSeq lists its product as uncharacterized. The transcript has 8 exons. Gene Ontology annotation, molecular function: DNA binding. The coding region runs from base 201 to 2708 and encodes 835 amino acids. The record is from RefSeq and is a predicted model, not a curated record. NCBI's taxonomy places the organism in Eukaryota, Viridiplantae, Streptophyta, Magnoliopsida, Fagales, Fagaceae.
CUCUCUCUCUCUCUCUCUCUCUCUCUCUCAUGUUAUUACUCCUUCCCAUUUCACUAUCUCUCUCACUCUCCCAACCCAUUUUCACGAACCUGAAAAAACCUCAAACCACUCACUGACUUUUUCCAUCCAAGAUACUCAUCGUCGGAGAAAACCCUCAGAUUCCCCUCCACUUUUCACCGGAGGCCUUAUAUUCCGGCGACAUGGUGGCCCGGAACUCCUCCGAUUGGCUUCCUUCCGGCUGGACCGUCGACCUCAAAGUCCAAAAAUCCGGUCGCGAAAUUAGGUCAUACAAGAAUUUGGAAACUGGGCAGAAGUUCUUCUCCAAAGAAGAUGUUCUAAACUAUAUAAAAUCCAGAAGAAGUGACAGUGGAAAGCCUCAACCAACUAAUAGACGCAUCAAAAGGCACUCUAAAGUCAGUUCUAAGACAAUUGUGGUAAAAACAAAUGAACAUCCUGACUGGUUACCUAAUGAUUGGAAUGUGGAGGUUAGGACCCGUCACAGUGGUUCAAAAAUUGGAGCAAAAUACAAGUGUUACAUUGAUCCCUUGGCUGGAUGUAGAUUCUAUUCCAAGCCAGAGGUAUUGCGAUAUCUCAAAACUAUAAAGCGCAAAACCUCUACGUCCAAUAAGAGGAAGACAGAUAAUGGCAUAUCUUCGGUUGCGGUUGAGAAGCAUAAGGUGGAGGAUUUACCACGUGGGUGGAUAAAGGAAAUCAAGAUUAAAAAGAAUGCACAUGGAAUUAGAAGGGACCCGUAUUACACAGAUCCCAAAAGUGGAUAUGUUUUCCGCUCCAAAAAGGAUGUUUUGCGCUAUCUAGAAAGUGGAGAGAUUAGUAGACAUGCAUUGAAACCAAAGAAAAGUUGCAUUAACAAUGCAGAGUUGAUUAACAGUGAAAUAUCACCAUCAUCUGCAGCUAAAAGGCAGAAAUUAAAUCACCCAGCAACCAGACGGAGGCUUUUUGCAGGUAAGGGUAGUUCUGCUCUAUCAUUAGAAGGUAAGGGAACUUCUGCUCUAUCAAAAAAAGGUAAGGGAACUUCAGCUCUAUCAAAAAAAGGUAAGGGAAGUUCUGAUAAGAGCAGCUUAGAAGCAGCUGAAGGCAAGAGCACAAACAGAGGGCAAGGAAAUAAAGUAUCUGCUGAACAGGAAGAUGCUUUUGCUCCCACAACUCAGAUUGUCCAAGACAAGAAUUUGAUAGGGAACACAAAUGAGUUCGCUGAAAUCAAGGAAAAUUCAAAUCCGGGCAGGUCAGCAUUGCCUAAAGCUAAUGGAUCCCAGAGAAAAGGUCAACCAGAAAGUCUCCCUGCUAAAUCUGAGCCUGUUUUAACUCCUACAGCUAAUACCCUGCAAGAGAAGAAUGGCUUUGAGAAUGUGAAGGAAAAGAGAAGCACUAGGAAAAAUCUGAUUAACUCGAGCAAAUCCAGGAAGAAGAAAGAGUUUAAUUUGCCUUUUCGGUCUUCGAAACGACUUGCUGGGCUUGAACCUGAGCAGAUUGUCAACUCAGUUUCCAGUCACCAAGCUUUUCAAGUUUCAAGUACGAAGUUUGGUGAAAGUGGAACCAGUCCAGAUGCAUGUUUGGCCACAAAUAGUUUGUCAAAUGAAGCAUCUCAGCAGUUCAAGGAUGAGCAAGGAACAAUGAAUGCACCUCAAUCUUCUCUGGACAUGAAUGAUGGAUUACAUGGAGAGCCAUCAGAAAAGAGCAAAGAGCCUCAUAAAAAAAACCAAGCUGCUAACAUAGAGCAACUGGAGAUGCUGGAAACUGAAAAAGUGGAUGAGGAGAAACUAGAAGAACAGUGCUGUUUGGUUGAGAAUUCUUGGUCAGACCCAUGCCUAGAAUUUGCAAUCAAGACUCUUACAGGUGCAUUACCACUGGAGAGCACUUCUAAUGAUGGGCAUGUUUUGAUGCCUUCAGCUGACAUCCCACAAAUAGAAAACUCCCUUGAGGAUGGAAUAAAAAAGAGCAGCAAUAGAAAAACUCAGGUCAACUUGAAGAAAUCCAUGAAUAAGAAAGAGCUUAACUUGCCUUGUCGGUCUUCAAAACGAGUUUCUGGAUUUGAACUUGAGAUAAUGGCAAACACCAUUUCCAGUGAACAAGCUCUUCAAAAUACAAGUAGAGAGACUUGUGAAAGUGAAGCCACUGUACCUUUGGUUUUGGCAGAUGGAGCAUCUCAGCAGCUUGAGGCUGGACUUCACAUGGAGUUUGCACAUCAUGCUUCUACCAUCAUAGACACUCCAUUACUUGGAGAUUCAUCAAACAAGAGCGAAAAGACUCCUGCAGUUGAAGUCCAAGUUGUUCCUGAAGAGCAACUGCAGUUGCCUGAAACUGAAAUAAUGCCAGAACCACAGGAGCUACCCUUUCCCUUCAGUGAUUCUUGGUCUGACCCAUGCCUAGAAUUUGCAUUCAAGACUCUCACAGGUGCAAUACCUGUGGAAGAUAAUUUGGCACAAGGAUACUUCCAGGAAGAACUUGACAUCUCUCACACGAGGAGGGAUAGUGGUUUGGCAUUGCCAGAUUUUGGCUCACACAACUUUUUCCAAAAUGAUAUUACUUCUCAUUUUGAUCUACCAGAAAAAUCUGAGACAGGACAUCAACCAUCCAUGAGUUCUUCACUCUCUACCCCAGGAACUGUGAGCUUGCCGAGUUGCAGUGGAAUUGGUUCUCAGCCUUGCUUGGAGGGCAAUAAGGACCUUCAUGGAAAGGUUAACUCUUAGAAAAAAAGAUACCUACUUCGUUGGGGUAAUCAGCAGUACUCUACUUUUUGAAUCCCAGCGAAGUGCCCCUCGCAAUUUGUCUUUUGUAAUGUUUGUAAUUAGACCAAGAUGGUCUGUUUUAUAUGCUUAGAAGAUCUAGGAGCCAUAAAAAAGAAAGAAAGAAUUUGAGUCACUCUUAACUGUUGUAAGAAUUUUUCUUUCGUUUUUUUUCUUUGGGCCAAAUGAUCAUCAGGUUAUUAACUCAUUAUUUAAAUGUUACUGACAAAUUCUGAAUCUGAAUGAAAAUUAGAGUGUGUUUGAAUAUU